Molecule: messenger RNA, 1108 nt
Organism: Coregonus clupeaformis (lake whitefish)
Lineage: Eukaryota; Metazoa; Chordata; Actinopteri; Salmoniformes; Salmonidae
Product: phospholipid phosphatase 4-like
Exons: 7
Coding region: 1-888 (295 amino acids)
Biological process (GO): phospholipid metabolic process
Molecular function (GO): phosphatidate phosphatase activity
Source: RefSeq, a predicted model, not a curated record
AUGGGCAGCAUAAAUACCGUGGAUGUGUUCUUGGACGAUCUAUUCACAGAGUUCCUGGAGCCCUUUGAGAGAGUAAUCCAGCCAGAGGAGCUGUGGCUCUACAAAAACCCCUUGGUGGAGUCAGACCACAUCCCCAAGAGGGUCAUGUUCGCAAUUUCAUUUCUCACUCCUUUGGCUGUGAUAUUCGUGGUGAAGAUCAUUCGGCGGACAGAUAAGACAGAAGUCAAGGAAGCGUGUCUAGCUGUCUCACUGGCUCUGGCCUUGAAUGGAGUCUUCACAAACACUAUCAAGUUGAUAGUUGGCAGACCCAGGCCAGAUUACUUCCAGCGCUGUUUCCCAGAUGGAAAGCUGAAUGUUAAGAUGCUGUGCACCGGAGAACCAGACCUGGUGUCAGAGGGACGCAAGAGUUUCCCCAGCAGCCACUCCUCUUUUGCGUUCUCUGGCUUGGGCUUCACCUCCUUCUACCUGGCUGGGAAGCUGCAUUGCUUCACGGACCAGGGCCGCGGGCGCAGCUGGCGUCUGUGUGCCAUGUUGCUGCCCCUCUACAGUGCUGUGAUGAUCGCCCUGUCCCGCACCUGCGACUACAAACACCACUGGCAAGAUGCCUUUGUUGGAGGGGUGAUCGGCCUGCUUUUUGCCUACAUCUGCUACCGGCAGCACUACCCCCCAUUCCUGCACAUGGACUGCCACCUGCCUUACGCCAGUCUGGCCAAAGCCCCCCACCUCGUCUCUGCCCAGGGCGACCCCCUGGUCCUGCCCACUGAGAACACCACCAGUCUGCCUCUGAAGGGGCUGACAGUGGGGCCACCCCUACCCCCAGACCUGGCCCGUAGCCUCACCCCCACCCAUCGAGCACCCAACCCCCUCUCACUCACACAGACUGAGUAGCUAACACUUACACAUUCCAGUGGACAGCACUGUACCGCCUCUCCCCCUCUCAACCUUUCUCCCAGUCUCUCGCCUUCCUCCACCCAUCCUCGCUCUUUCUUUGAUUUUUUCCCCUGCCUGAAUCAGGAGCCUUUCAGUGGUCUAUAUUUAGAGAGGCUGUGUAUGUGUUGGAAUAUAGGACAACACUGCUGGAGCAAAAAGGCAAAAGAACAUGAAAAAA